Messenger RNA from Daphnia pulicaria, 1128 nucleotides. RefSeq names its product 5-hydroxytryptamine receptor 2B-like. Gene Ontology annotation, biological process: adenylate cyclase-activating G protein-coupled receptor signaling pathway; G protein-coupled adenosine receptor signaling pathway. The transcript is spliced from 2 exons. Gene Ontology annotation, cellular component: membrane. The coding region runs from base 1 to 1128 and encodes 375 amino acids. The record is from RefSeq and is a predicted model, not a curated record. NCBI's taxonomy places the organism in Eukaryota, Metazoa, Arthropoda, Branchiopoda, Diplostraca, Daphniidae. Gene Ontology annotation, molecular function: G protein-coupled receptor activity.
AUGAAUGAAUCGGUAGGAAAUUUGACGUCCCUACUAGCAAGUUUAGACAUCCCAAUAGGAGUGGGACGAAGGCCUAUGACUUUAAGUACUCAAACUUUUCGCAUCGUUGUUAUUUUGAUUAGUACCUUGAUAAAUGUAUUUACUGCGCUAGUGAUUGGAUUUUCACGGCAAUUGCACUAUCCGCGCCACUUGCAUUGGAUAGCGAUUGCGGUGGUUAAUCAGUUUUGCUUGAUCAUAGCAGUUGUACAAAUAGUGGCCCACUUGGACCCUACCCAAAACAGAGUGGCAUGCCAGAUUUACGUUUUCAAUGCAGGAGUGUUUUACACAAUUAUUUUAUCUUUCCUCGCCCUUGCGGCCCUUGAUCGCUACUUGGCCGUCGCUCGUUACGAGUGGUACAAGGAGAAAGUGACAAAUCGAGGAACAAUUUACCUUUUAUCCUUCGUGUUCAUCGUGACGUACAUGGUGAUAACGAGUCCAUUUUGGACCGGAUAUAAAAAUAUCAAAAAUUGCACAAUUAACCUCCAUCACGUGCAUGCUUACUUGAUCUACGAUCUACUUCUGGGCAUUCUCUGCAUCACAUUGCACACUAUGAUAUUCAUCCGUACACGAAAAAUCAUCAAAAGACAACCACCGAACUUUCUCGAAACAUCAGCAAUUGCACUUCAAUUUCAUCCAGCUGUUUCAAUCAAUGUUACUACAGAUUUUCCUGUGGUCGAUGAACCUCGUCAAGGGGAAAAUCCGAUUGAAAAUUGGACUAAUGCAACAGGCAAUGGUGAUGCUCUUCAACACCUUGAAUCUCAACUGGACGACACGCUCUGUUUUCCCUGGUUUACCAGCCGCCCAAAGCUCAAUCGACUUGAAAUUCGCGCCGCUUUAAGCAUGUCUGUCAAUAUGUUACCUUUCUGGAUUUGUACUUUUCCCGUUACUUUGUUUGGCAUCGCUAUUUACUGGUGUUUUCGUCUCCAAAUUAAUUGCCCUUUUAUUAUUGUUGCCAACCAAUAUCUCGUCGACUGGUUUACCGUCCACACCAUUUACAAUCCAUUGAUGUACAUGUUUACUAGCAAAGAAUUCAAACGUGCCCUGAUUCAUUUAAAGGACAAAAUAAAAUUGCUCGUUAGCCACGCAUAA